UUGUUCCCAAAGUAUCACAAUGUACUUCAAAAAAGUUAGUAGUGUUAAGCUGGAAAUAUAAUGGAGAUAUGAAGCUGCACAAAUAAAUUAGCAGCAGAUUUAGGGUUCAACCAGGAAGGGUGUAGAAGAGUGGAGUUUGUUUAGCUCUCGAAGAACAGAGAAAUUCAGCUCAAGUGAACAGAAUCGCCGCCGGAGAGAAAUGUCGGAUUAUAUGCAAAAAGAAUUGAUGAAUAAGAUCUUCACAAGAUUACCAAUCAAUUCAAUCCUUCGAUGCACAAGUGUUUGCAAGUCAUGGUUCAGUUGAAUAAGCGUAGAGAUGAUCAAUCACCAAGUAAAUACGGACGAACACACUACUUUCAUGUAGACUUAAACUAUUAAAAAUUAGGAUACAAGUGACUUGGUACUAUUGAAAGUUGCACGAAUCUUAAGAGAAGACAUACAUGUGCAACGCACGUGCGGUGAAUCUAAUAAAGGUAAUAAAAGGAUACAAAUAUUGACGUCAAGAAUAUUUUGGGGCCAAUAGAUCAAUAAAGGACAUUUCUUUAUCAGUUUUAACCUUUUUUGUUCCCGAAAGUACCAUUGUACUUGAAAAAAGUUUUGUGCUAAACUAGAAAUAGAUAAUCCUGGUCAAAUAAAUUAGCAGCAGCUUUUAGGGUUCAACCACGAAGGUGUAGAAGAGUGGAGUUAGUUUUUUUUAGCUCUCGAAGAACAGAGAAAUUCAAUUCAGUUGAACAGAUUCGCCGAGGCAGAGAAAUGUCGGAUUAUGUGCCAGAAGACUUGAUGAUUAAGAUCUUCACAAGGUUACCAAUCAAAUCAAUCCUUCGAUGCACAAGUGUUUGCAAGUCAUGGUACUCUCUUCUAACUAGCCCUAAUUUUAUCUUUACGCAUCUCAAUCGGAAACAAGAUGAUCACAUCCUGAUUCAGAAUUACGUUGGAAACUCAGAAAUAUAUAUAUAUGCUUUAUCUCGUUAUAAUGAGAAAUUGGAUCAAAAUAACCACUUAGAUUAUUCAUUUAAGUGCAGUAAUGGUGUCGUUACUAUUGUGGGCAGUUGUAAUGGGAUUGUGUGCAUUGCUGCUGCCGACCAAUUGAAUUACUUGAAUCAUUUCUACUUUUGGAACCCAGCUAUCAGAAAGCCUGUAGAACUCCCAGACCUAGGUUAUACAUGUGAGAAAUGUGAUACAUUUGCUUAUGCGUUGGGGUUUGGUUAUGAUCAUGUUACCAAUGACUACAAGGUGGUAAGAGUAGUACACACUUGGUCUCAUCCGUCGCCACCUCAUGUUGAUCUUUAUAAGUUAAGCACUGGUGUUUGGGAAGACAUUAGUCAUGUCUCUCUGUCUUACCUAUUCCUUGCCAGUACAUCACAGGCAUAUGUGAAUGGAGCUUCUCAUUGGAUUGCUUCCAAAUGGGAUGUAUCAUCGUUGGUGAGUGUGAUUGUUUUAUUCAACAUGCAUGAUGAGACAUUCUCAGAGAUGAUAUUGCCGAGUAGUUUAAUCAAUGAGUCACGAUCAUUCUAUGAUGAAAUGUUCCUUUUUGUGUCAGAGGAAUCUCUUUGUUUGGUUGAUAAUAACUAUGACAAACGCAAACCUAUUGAUAUUUGGAUGAUGAAAGAGUAUGGUGCACCAGACUCAUGGGUGAAACAGUUCAGCAUCCAAAAUAAUCAGUUUGCACAACAUAUUCCUCUUCGUGAUGACAUUUUCUGGACACCUUAUUCCGGAAGCGCUGCUCCAACUGAGCUUGAGAUUGCUAAUGAGUUUCUGAAGCCAAUGGCUAUAAGAAAAAAUGGUGAAAUCUUAUGGGAAGGUAACCGAAGAUUAUUGGUUUCAGUUGAUCAUACAGGUGAAAGGUUUAAAGAUGCCGACGUUGGUAACUUAUCAAAUGAUUGGUGUUACAAUCCGCGUUAUGUUAGUUAUUACAAAGAGAGCCUUGUUUUACCUGAUAGAUGGACAAAUAAUUGUGUUGGAGAUGCUUGUGAGGAGUCAUCCAAUUUAUGGAAGAGAGAGCCCAAAGAUGGGAAAAGAAGGAUCUCAAGGGCAAAAUCUAAAUAUAGAAUGCGGAUUGCAUCUCUUCUGCACAUGAGUGGAUUGCUUUACGUGUCAAAAAUGAAAGGGAAAUGGUUGAGGAAGAAAGGAAGGAAGAUCAAGCAAGUCAAAGAUCCUUCAUGGUCCAAUUAAUUAGCUAUGUUGCACUUGAAGUCCUUUAGCUCAGGUUCAGUCUGACAAUGAAGACCUCUUGUGAUGUAUUGAAAGGUCAAAGCUUCCCUGAGCCAGAAGCGUGUGGCACAUUUAAUACUCUAGGUUACUGAGCUUCCCUCAUUUCCCGCUUUUGACGUAGGAAGUCUUCAUUCUAUCUAUACGGAAGGUUCAAGAUCAGGUGCUUGUAAUAAAAACUGCAAUACGGCUAAGCCGUCCAUUACUAAAGAAUUCUGCAUGUGUGACCACUGGAUCUAACCAUAAGCUAAUCUAUAGGUCCUUUGAUAGCACAACCAUUGUUGAACAAGCGAUAUUUCAUCAACGAGCUCUUAGAUGUUGGCACAACGGCUUGUUCAGCAAUGAUUCUGCUGCCAAGUGAACUUUGGUUGACACCGGCUCAACACUCUUAAGUUGUUCAUCCCAUCAGCUAUCACAGAGUUUUUAUUCCACUGAUAUGCCUUUCAUGUCUGCUGCACCCAGAACAUUGUUGCUCUAACACAGAGAAGAGCUUUCUUACUCUUUCCUAUUCGUUUGUUCUUUCAAUUUCCAUUUUUUUUGUCAAAUUUGGUUUUUUCUUCUCAGAUUGCUCAGCUGAAGUAGUGCUCUUAACAAAAGAAAGGCAAAACAAAUAUUGGUUCUUAAUAGGAAAAGCAAGUUCAAGCUUUUAUUGUUUUAGGUAUAUUGGGACCUAACAGUACCACAGAUGUUGUCUGGGCUAUUGAUACAAAAGUGAAAACCAAAUGAAACUGAUCCCAGAUGCUGUUCAUGACGAAUCACUUUGUCUGGUUGAUAAUAACUAUAAUCAAAGUAAACCUAUUGAGAUUUGGAUGAUGAGAGAGUAUGGUGCAGCAGAUACAUGGUGAAGCAGUUCUGCGUUAGUUCUCGUCACUUUACACACAACUAUUAUGAUGUAAGGUGUGAUCUAGAUGAGCUUGUGGUUACUCAUAAAUUGGUGAAGCCAAUGACUAUAAGGAAUAAUGGUGAAAUCAUAUGGAAAGUGAGCUGUAGAUUAUUGGUUUCAGUUGAUCAUGUAGUUGAAAAGUUUAAAGAUGUGUGGUUACUCAUAAAUUGGUGAAGCCAAUGACUAUAAGGAAUAAUGGUGAAAUAAUAUGGAAAGUGAGCUGUAGGUUAUUGGUUUCAGUUGAUCAUGUAGUUGAAGAGUUUAAAGAUGUUGGCCUUGGUCACUCUACAAAUGGUUGGUGUCACAUUCCGCAUUAUGUCAGAUUAUUACAAAGAGAGCUUAGUUUUACCUGAUAAAUGGACAGAUAAUUGUGUUGGAGAUGCUUGUGAAGAAAGAAAGAAAGAACAAAAGCUCUUUGUUAACUAAUUAGCUAUAUUGCACUUGAUUUACUGACUUUAGCUAAUGGCUAUGUUUUGGCUUUUGGCAAAUGUAUGAACAGUUGUAGUGGACUUGAUUACUUGAGUUCUGCAUAUUCUAUAUAUGAAACAGCCACAAAUUUAUAAAAAAGGUUUAUUUGUGCAUA
This is a messenger RNA of Solanum pennellii, 3674 nucleotides long. Its product is annotated as F-box protein CPR1-like. Gene Ontology annotation, molecular function: protein binding. The transcript has 10 exons. NCBI's taxonomy places the organism in Eukaryota, Viridiplantae, Streptophyta, Magnoliopsida, Solanales, Solanaceae. Bases 754 to 2172 code for a protein of 472 amino acids. The record is from RefSeq and is a predicted model, not a curated record.